Messenger RNA from Saccharomyces cerevisiae S288C, 2667 nucleotides. RefSeq lists its product as uncharacterized. The coding region runs from base 1 to 2667 and encodes 888 amino acids. Lineage: Eukaryota; Fungi; Ascomycota; Saccharomycetes; Saccharomycetales; Saccharomycetaceae. The transcript has a single exon. Gene Ontology annotation, cellular component: Golgi apparatus. The record is from RefSeq and is marked reviewed.
AUGAACAGUGUUUGGGAUGAUGCUAGAAUAGAGGACAGAACGGUGGACAAACCAGUAGGCUCCUCUCACGCUCAGGAGAAACUCGCGCUGGUAAAAUCAACUUUGUUUAAACUUGACCAAGAAGAUAGACCAGAAUGCGAUUCCUGGGUACAACUAGUCAAAUUGAUCUGCGACGAAGACCGUGAAGAAGAAUUUACUACAUUCAAGGAGUUAUUAAGGGAAGUCAAAAACGUUAAUGAUAAAUCCGUCACAGGCGUUGCCUUGAUUCAUUAUAUCAUUGUAUUUGAUCGUGCAGACUACAUUGAGUUACUACAUGAUAAUCCUUCUGGUGCAAAAUUAGAUUUGAAUCUUGUCGACGACAUUGUAGGUUACACACCUUUGAUGUGGAGUUUCAGUCUGCAGAGAAGGAACUGUUGCUUGGAGCUGUUCAACGCAUUCGACGAGAUAAACUUCAACAUGACGAAUAAGGCUGGAUUAACCGCUUGGGAUAUGGUUCCUCCAUAUUCACCACUUUCGGAAUUUUUGGAACAAAACAAUAUGUUUCGAUACCGUACCGAAGUAAAACAUGAAAUACCUCAAAUUUCCCAACCGAAAGACACCUCUCUUCUAAUGAGUAAUGAAGACUCUACCACGAAAGAAACUUUUGAUAAUAUUGACUUACAAGUCGCCGGUUUGACCCUGUCCCCUGGUGCAAAUGACAACAUGUUUCUGGAUUCUGAUGAAAAGAACAUGAAUCAUUCUCAGGGAGCUGCAACCCUAAUAGAUCCCACAUAUACAGAAGACUACCACGGUACAUUUGAUUAUGAUAAACUAUCUCCGGACCAAUACUUGGAAUUUUCCGACUUUGAUAUACCACAAAUCCUGAAUCUAUUGAUAUCGCUACCACAAAAGGAACCUCACAUGACCACCUAUCCAGCUGGUUUAAUAUACCAAUGUAUUAGAUAUGCUGAUCAUAAGAUAAAGUCCAAGCCACUAGUAGAAUCGUUAAUUAACUUAUCUCUAACAAAAAUUCUGACCAGUGUUUCAUCCAACGGAGCUGCAGGAUUGGUCUCCACAGAAGCUUCUUUGCAAGCAGGUGACAUUGUAUUGCAAUCGUAUUGGUUAAGUUGUUUAUCUUUUCUCUAUUACUACCUCUGUAGAGAUGAUUCAUUUUUCAAGAGGCAUCCAAGCGUGUUACAAGAGCUGAUUAACACCAUCCACUCUAUUAUCAUAGAACUGACAUCUUCCAUUCAUUGCAGGUUGAUUUCUUUGAUAGAUUCAACUUUACUAGCAUACACAACAAUCCAGGACGUUAAACAAACUUUAUACAAAAGAGACUGGAACUUUUUUAAAAAGAGAAAGCAGGCCAAGCUUUUAUUGAAGGAAAAGAACAGAAAACAAUUAAAGGAACAACAAAAGAAAGAACUUCAUCGAAAAAGCCAGGGUCAAGAAAAUCAUGAAGAAGAGGAGGGUCAACAAGAUGGGAAUGAUUCAGAUGAUAGGGCAUCAACAAAUGAUGAUAACAAUUCUAGUGUUUCACUCUUUUAUGAUAAAGAAAUUUUGAGACAUUUAUAUCCUCCAUCAUUCGAAGAGCAGAUGAAACCCUCUCCACUAAAGAUUGUUCAAAUAUUUGGUGCCUUGUCUUACGUUCUUAAUUUACAUCAAACGCAUCCGAUUUUCCAACAACAGUGUCUCUCUAUUUCAGUUAACUGGUUUGCCACGACCUUAUUCAAUAAGAUCUUAAAGGACAAAAAGAAAAGAUCUUUAUCAAGAGCCCAUGCUAUUCAAAUCAGGUUAAAUCUUUCAACUCUAGAAUCAUGGAUACAGAACAACGAUUUCUGUGUUCCUAAACCGAUGCUUAUUGAUGACUUCAUGUGGCAGCGCUUUCCAAUGACUUUAAUUCGCGACGUUGGCGAGAUAGAUUUAUCGGAUCCGAUACUAAGAAAUGUAGCAACUUACAAACCUAUAGAUGAAAAUAACAAGGACUUGAUAUAUGAUACGUCAAACUCAUUAUUUUACUACCAACCUUUCCAUAAGAUCGCCCAAAUUCAUCUUGAGCCAGUUUUCCAACUAUUACAAUGGUUGCAAGUAGCUACAACACUAGAUAGUGAAGAAUCAUUAAUAUCAACAAUGAAUUUAUUACCAAGAAUUACACCAGUACAGCUCCUAAAGUCUAUGGAAAAAUACAAUUACGAAUUGAAUGAAAAUAAAUUCAACUCCAAACUGAAGAAAUUUUUAAACAACAAAAUCAAAGAUAGUAAGAUGAGCAAGGCAGACGCGUAUUUACAAGAACAUGAAAUACCGUAUCUAGUUUUACCAACUAUACCCGAAAUGACAGACUUGUAUUCAAAGGGUCCUGAUUCACAUUCUUUCCAACCGUUUUUACCAGGCAGUAUCCAAGACGAUGUUUAUGAAAUUCACGAUGUCAACUUCAAACAAAGACAAAAUGAACCACAGAUAUCUCGGACUAACUCGGGUACCUCAGAUUUUACUGGAGAUGAGGAUAAGGCGCAAUAUGAAACUGAAGGGGUAGGGGAAAGUAUAGAUAUUAACGAAACAGUCGAACCCGAGAGCAACGCGUUCAAUGUAGGUAAUGAUGAUUAUUUUAAAGAAUUAAAUAUUCCGUCUUCAACUGCUCAACGUCCUGCUUGGUCGAAUAAUGAUGAUAUGGAACAAAAUCCGUGGUAA